UAGCUCUGGUGACUAAACGCUACAGGGAUCCAAAUACAACGCGGGGCACCAGGAAAGGCCGGCGCUCCCAGGUCCUCAUCCACCUCUAUUGGCAGGCAGCUUUUCGCGACCCGACGGAGAACAGGCUCCGUGUUUUGCAACACCCGCCAGUUUGAUGCCCCAGAAUGGCUUCGCUGCCUGUGAUAGUUGAGGUCACGUCGCUGGCGCAGCUGCGUGGUCUCAUCCAAGAGCACAAGGGCCUCCUGCUCGCGGUUUUCACCGACCCGCAGUCGGCAGCACGGUCCGACGCCCUCCUCGGCCAGUUCCAGGCGCUCGCGGGCAACCAGAGCCAGCUCCGGGCCGCAAGGAUCGACGUGGGCAAGCACCCGGACAUCGCGGCCGCGUACCAGAUCGAGGACCCGCCCAAGGUGGUGGCCUUCAGCAACGGCAAGGCCUUGCAGACCAGCAAGAACGCCGACCUCUCGUCGCUCCGCGACCUGCUUAAGCUGCGGGGCUCCCUGGGCGGCGCGGCGGCGGCCGCCGGCGGGGAGUCGAGCGGUGGUGGUGGUGGCGGCAGCAGCGCCGCCGCUGCUGCUGCGGCGAGCAACUGGCUGGGCGCGGCGCUCCCGCGCAGCUACAAGGACGUGUCGGACCAGAUCGAGCUCAAGCGCGUCGAGCUACUAAACGUAGACUCGGAGCAGGGCAGCGUCCGGGUGCUGUUCAGCCAGGAGAAGCCUAGCGCCCUCGCGGCGGGCAAGGGCAAAGAGACGGGCGAGACCGACUGGGUCGAAAGCGACACGGACGAGCAGCUUCUGUUGUUUAUGCCUUUCCAGUCCAUGCUCAAGCUGCACACACUUCAGAUCACCUCCAUCCCUCCCACCGGUGACGACGUCGACGAAGACGAGGUCCCGAUGCGGCCCAAGACCAUCAAGCUCUACCCGAACCGGCCGCACAACCUCGACUUCGACCAGGCCGAGAGGACAGAGCCGACGCAGGAGAUCGAGAUAUCCGCCUCGGACUGGAACGCCGAGGGCACGGCCAACAUCCCGCUCCGCUUCGUCAAGUUCCAGAACAUCAACAGCCUCGUCAUCUUUGUUGAGUCGGGCGACGGCAGCUCCGAGAAGGUGCGGCUCGACAGGCUGAGGCUGAUAGGCGACUCGGGCGAGAAGCGCGAGAUGGGCAAGCUGGAGAAGAUCGGGGACGAGCAGGGCGAGUAAGAGAAAGCAUGCCACGAUACGCUACUGCAAAUAUGGGAGGGGGGGGGGGGGGGGGAGG
This is a messenger RNA of Gaeumannomyces tritici R3-111a-1, 1254 nucleotides long. RefSeq lists its product as hypothetical. The transcript has 3 exons. The coding region runs from base 165 to 1196 and encodes 343 amino acids. The record is from RefSeq and is a predicted model, not a curated record. NCBI's taxonomy places the organism in Eukaryota, Fungi, Ascomycota, Sordariomycetes, Magnaporthales, Magnaporthaceae.